AUGGCGCCUGUAGAAGCCAUGAGACACCACGAGGCUGUGCUUGGCUCACAACCUGAUGGCCCCCUCCUGCUCGCAAAUGGCAGCAUGAACCCCCUAAAGAGGACCGUUUACUGGUGGCACGAAGAGUGGAGAGUCGACAAAUAUGGACCACCUGGAAAUCCUAUCUGUGGCAAAGCUGCAGAAGGCAGCCACAUAUGCAGCUGCUGCGCGCCCAGAGGCUCGAGUCAUGCACAGGAUGUCAUAUUUGUUGACUCCACAUCCUCCUGUGACACCGAGGGUAAUACAGCAACUGUGCUCCUCACGGCCACUAAGGCGGGUGCAGUACCAGUGGCUGUUGUCCUGCACAGCUCACAAACUCGAGACUGCUACCGUGCGGCCUCUCAACUGCUGAAGGAGAAAUAUCCAACGUGCUUCGGCAACAACCAGUUACAGAAUCUGUUCCUCGAUAUUUGGAGCACAGCGACGCUACUCGGACAUGGCCAACGAAUUUUCUACGAGGGGUGUGAACCAUCAUUUGGCAGCAGCGGCACGACCACUUUGCCAAGCAAGCUUAAAUCAAUGGAAACAGCUGUGCAGCUUCUGUCGAACAAAUUUGAUGAAUUCAGUGAACGACUGCACGCCCAAGAAACAGCUACGAAAGGUUUGUCGAAGAGAGUUGAUAAGCUAGAGAAAAGCAAGGUAGAUAAAGAUGUGGCUUUGAUGGCACAAGAUUUAGACAAGCUAGAAUAUCGUAGCCGACGCAUGAACCUAGAAAUACAUGGCAUUAGGGAAACUGAUGGUGAGGAUCUUGUGGCAAAAGUGAAUGAAAUUGCGAAACAAAUAUCACUUCCCUCCCUUACCCGCAGUGAUCUUGAAACCAUCCAUAGGCUACCCGCUAAGCCAGGCAAGACUCGUGGCAUUAUUGUGCGCUUCAUGAAUCAGGAAACAAGGGACAACUGGCUCUCAAAGCGGCGACAGCUAAAAAGCGAAAUGAGUAACACAUACAUUUGUGAGAACAUGACUCGACAGGCGCGAAAACUGCUCACUAUGAUCAAAGAAUGGGCUAGGAAAACGGGUUUUGCAUUCGUGUGGCAUGCCAACGGUAAGGUGCCAGUGAGGCGAGCGAAUGGCGAAAGAGCAGUGGUCAUUCGGGGAAGCGAGGACAUGAUACGUUUAUCAUGA
Messenger RNA from Rhipicephalus microplus (southern cattle tick), 1161 nucleotides. RefSeq lists its product as uncharacterized. Lineage: Eukaryota; Metazoa; Arthropoda; Arachnida; Ixodida; Ixodidae. The record is from RefSeq and is a predicted model, not a curated record.